This is a messenger RNA of Macadamia integrifolia, 836 nucleotides long. RefSeq names its product universal stress protein PHOS32. NCBI's taxonomy places the organism in Eukaryota, Viridiplantae, Streptophyta, Magnoliopsida, Proteales, Proteaceae. The record is from RefSeq and is a predicted model, not a curated record. The transcript is spliced from 4 exons. Bases 169 to 663 code for a protein of 164 amino acids.
CAACUCUACUGCCAAAAUUCUCUCUCUCUCUCUCUCUCUCUCUCUUAUCACCAUAUCUUUGUAAGGCCCAGCAACCUAAAAUUCUCAAAUUCCAAAAUUACAGAGAGGCAGAAACAGAAGAAGAAGAAAGGAAAGGGAAGAAGGGAAGAAGGGAAGAAGAGAAAAAGAAUGGCGCAGGCACGCACUGUUGGGGUGGGGAUAGACAACUCUUCAACCAGCAAAGCAGCCCUUCGAUGGGCCAUUGAUAAUCUAGUGGAGGGUGGAGAUCGCAUCAUCUUGAUUCGUGUUCAAUCUCCCAAGUCUGAUAAUGUCCAGAAAAAGCUUUGGGAACAAACUGGAUCACCUUUGAUUCCUCUUGAAGAACUUAGAGAGAGGACCGUCUUGAAGCAAUACGGACUUACCCUAGAUUCAGAGAUUCUUGAUCUUCUCGAUACAGAAUCGAGGACAAAAGGGAUCACAGUGGUGAGUAAGGUGUAUUGGGGUGAUCCAAGGGAGAAGCUGUGUGAUGCUGUGGAAGAUCUCAUGCUUGAUUCCCUUGUGGUUGGUAGCAGGGGCUUAGGAGUCCUUAAAAGGGUUUUGCUUGGAAGUGUGAGCAAUCAUGUGGUGGUGAAUGCCACAUGUCCAGUCACAGUUGUUAAGGGGACACCAGUAUCCAAGCCAUAAUCCCCCUCCCCCUUUGAGAGUUUGGAAGUCUGUACGUUCAUUAUAAGAACUUACCAUGCGUUUCUAUUUGGUUGUGGGGUUUUUGGAUGGUUUUUUUAACCCUUGUGACAUGAAUCUUUAAUUAACUUACAAUGACGUAUGGAAAUAACAGAUAUGUUUGCCUUUUGUAAUUA